GGUAGAAGUGAGCACGGUGGGCGUGUGUGUGUCCGGGCAGAGUCUGGUAGAAGUUGUGUGAUAGUUUCCGGUGAGAAGUCUGAGGAGAACGACGGUACCGGGAAGAGACGGGGCCUGUAUCUAAUUACGGUGGUAGCAUUUGAAGAAAGAAUCUUCCAUUCACCAUGGAUGACAUGUCAGUAGAAGACAUUCAGCUUCGAGCCAAUCAGGUUACAGAUGAGUCUCUGGAGAGCACACGGCGGAUACUGAAUCUGGCAGUGGAGAGUCAAGAUGCUGGGGUAAAGACGAUAACGAUGUUGGAUGAGCAAGGAGAACAACUGAAGAGGGUCGAGGAAGGACUGGACCAGAUCAACAAGGAUAUGCGAGAGGCAGAUAAGAACCUUACAGAACUCAACAAAUGCUGUGGCCUCUGUGUUUGUCCUGGGAGUGGGUCAAAGAAUUUUGAUGCUGGAGAGAUAUACAGGAAGGCGUGGGGGAACAAAGAUGAUGACGACGUUGUCUCCAAGCAACCACGACAGGCCAACAAUGGACAGCAGCAGAGCGCAUCAGGGCAGGGUGGUCCAUACGUAAAGAGGAUAACAAAUGAUGCCCGAGAAGAUGAGAUGGAUGAAAAUCUACAGCAGGUCGGGAGCAUCUUGGGAAAUCUCAAGUCUAUGGCUUUAGAUAUGGGUAAUGAGCUUGAUUCCCAGAACAAACAAAUUGACCGGAUUAAUGACAAGGCAAUUUCUAAUAAAGACCACAUUGAUGAAGCCAACAAGAAAGCUAAGAAACUUAUUGAAUAAAGAAAGCGACAGGAAGUCUUCCCCUCUGGGACCCGGCGAAUGUAAACUGUAAUGUACUUCAGUAAAGGGUUUUAUAGGAGAAAUGGGCAUGAGAAUCAAUCCUGAUGCUGUGUCCUGUUUAUUGUAUCCUCACCAAGGGUCCUGUCACCUCUUAAGCCAUCAUGGAGAAAAGUAGAUAUUUUCCCAUUUUUGCAAGCAAUAAAUGCUGUUCAACAGUCCUUUGUUCUCACACAAAUGACAACUUUCCUAAUGUAAAUACCCAUGUCUUCCCUUUUUAAUUUAGCUGCUCUAGGUUUUAUCUAGGCUGUACGAAGGAUCCUGAUUCAGUGUUCAUGCACAUUGCAGUGCAUAUACAUUUCGUUCCCUGAUGAUGACUAUUGUUUUGGAUAGAAGGUUUUAGGGGAGGCAUCCACUUGGGAAUCAAUCCUGAUGCUGUGUCCUGUUUGUUAUAUCCUCAUGAGGGGACCUGUCUUAAGUUAUCAUAGAACAAAGUAUGUGCUGUUGUUUUAUCAUUUUUGCAAGCAUUGGACACUGUUCAACUGUUUUUUGUUUUUAAAACCUACUUUACAACUUUCAACCGUUAAAUACCUGUGACUUCUCUUUUAACUUGUCUCUUAUCUAGGCUGUAAAGAGGAUCCCGAAUCUGUUUUCAUGCACUUAUCAGUGCGUAUAUUUUUCUCAACAGCUUGGUCCUUGGAAAUGCCUAUUCUGGGAUAUUAAUGAUAAGUCAGGGGUUGACCAAAAUCCUUAAAGGAGGAUGUGGUGGGCUUAUUAGUCAUGUGCAAUUAUACAGAAGUUUGUUCGAUAUGCCAUUA
Rana temporaria (common frog) is the source of this 1597-nucleotide messenger RNA. It is a transcript of the gene SNAP23, whose product is annotated as synaptosome associated protein 23. NCBI's taxonomy places the organism in Eukaryota, Metazoa, Chordata, Amphibia, Anura, Ranidae. Gene Ontology annotation, biological process: synaptic vesicle fusion to presynaptic active zone membrane; exocytosis; synaptic vesicle priming. The coding region runs from base 165 to 782 and encodes 205 amino acids. Gene Ontology annotation, molecular function: SNAP receptor activity; syntaxin-1 binding. The transcript is spliced from 8 exons. The record is from RefSeq and is a predicted model, not a curated record. Gene Ontology annotation, cellular component: plasma membrane; synaptobrevin 2-SNAP-25-syntaxin-1a-complexin I complex.